CUUUUCUUUUUUAGCAGGCUUUCGAAAACUAAAGCCAAACUAUGGGUCGUGUUAUUCGUGCACAACGUAAAGGUGCUGGGUCCGUAUUCAAGGCCCAUGUACAUCACCGCAAAGGCGCUGCUAAAUUGAGAUCUUUGGAUUUCGCUGAACGUAAUGGCUACAUUCGCGGUGUUGUCAAGGAAAUCAUCCACGAUCCUGGCCGUGGUGCUCCCUUGUCUGUAGUCCACUUCCGUGACCCCUACCGUUACAAGAUCCGCAAGGAGCUCUUCAUUGCCCCCGAAGGUAUGCACACUGGUCAAUUCGUAUACUGUGGCCGCAAAGCUACCCUCCAAAUCGGCAAUGUGAUGCCCGUAUCUCAGAUGCCUGAAGGUACCAUCAUUUGCAACUUGGAAGAGAAGACCGGUGAUCGUGGUCGUUUGGCUCGUACCUCUGGUAACUACGCCACCGUUAUUGCCCACAACCCUGACACCAAGAAGACCCGUGUUAAGUUACCCUCCGGCGCCAAGAAGGUUGUCCCCUCUGCCAAUCGUGCUAUGGUUGGUAUUGUUGCUGGUGGUGGUCGUAUCGACAAGCCCAUCUUGAAGGCCGGUCGUGCCUACCACAAAUACAAGGUCAAGCGUAACAGCUGGCCUAAGGUACGUGGUGUUGCUAUGAACCCCGUUGAACAUCCUCACGGUGGUGGUAACCAUCAACAUAUUGGUAAAGCUUCCACAGUUAAGCGUGGUACCUCUGCUGGUCGUAAGGUCGGUCUUAUUGCUGCCCGUCGUACCGGUAGAAUUCGUGGUGGAAAGGGUGAUUCCAAGGACAAAUAGAUUGCUAAGUAAUUUUAUACCAAUAUCAAUUGAUUUGAUAUCAUACAACAA
This is a messenger RNA of Calliphora vicina (urban bluebottle blowfly), 863 nucleotides long. It is a transcript of the gene RpL8, whose product is annotated as ribosomal protein L8. Lineage: Eukaryota; Metazoa; Arthropoda; Insecta; Diptera; Calliphoridae. The record is from RefSeq and is a predicted model, not a curated record. Gene Ontology annotation, molecular function: structural constituent of ribosome; RNA binding. Bases 42 to 812 code for a protein of 256 amino acids. Gene Ontology annotation, biological process: cytoplasmic translation. The transcript is spliced from 3 exons. Gene Ontology annotation, cellular component: ribosome; cytosolic large ribosomal subunit.